UGGUCUGUGAGCAAAAAAUUGUAACUGCAAUGGUUUGCGACAUAGAGCCAAUGCACCCCUGCAUGCAUUGAAGCGAGCUUAAAGGAGGCUAAAUUGGCUUUAACAUUCACAAAACGACUAAAUGACACAGACUGCGACGCUGCUGCGAUGGACUGUUCGAUAAAGGCAGGUGUCCCUGAAGGCGCCAUGGACCGACUUGGAUGCAGUGCGAACCCUCAUUUUAAAGAGCAGCAGGAUCCACUUCCAUCACACGGCUGGAAGCGCUGUCCGUGGUAAGUGAGGAUCAGCCCAUAUUCGAGACGAACUACACCACAGCCCCGGCCAUGCACAUGAAGACUGAGAUGACGUCGCCCGGCGCGUUCAGCCAGGCCUCCAAGCCGAGUCCCGAGCCCACCGAGCCGGAGUGGGCGGGGUCAGCGGCACCAAACCCUGGGAAAAGAGCCGAACACGUCAACGGAACCAGCCGCGAGUCCCCGGUGGACUGCAGCGUCACCAAGCGCUCCAGACACAUGAGCAACGACGGGGCCCCGAUGCCAUACCAGGGCUCGUACCCGGAGACCCGCGUGAGCCCCCAGACGGCCACCCCGCCCAGCAGUGCCACGGAGGAGAAGAGGGUCAUAGUGCCGGCAGAUCCUGAGGUCUGGUCGCAGGACCACGUGCGACAGUGGCUGGACUGGGCCAUCAAGGAGUACGUCCUGGAGGAAGUGGACGUCAUGCUCUUCCAAGCGCUGGAUGGCAAGGCCCUGUGCAAGAUGACCAAGGAGGACAUGAUGCGUCUGACGUCGGCGUACAACGCAGACAUUCUGCUCUCACACCUCAGUUACCUCCGGCAGAGUAGCCCCACCUUCUCCUACUCCACAACUCCCACCAACAACACACCACCACAACAACCCAGACUACAGGUGAAAGCAGAGAGCACUUUUGACGAGAUCAGCCGCAGGAACAGCUGGCCAGCAAACACCAUGCCCGCAGUGCCAAAAGGUGUGACAACAAACACUGAUGGCCCCUCCAUGGAGCACCAACAAAGCACAAGAGUUACAGAGCCUGCUCCAAGAAUCGUGCAAGAUCCGUAUCAGACAUUGGGGCCCAUUAGCAGUCGACUAGCGAACCCAGAAGGCCAAGUCCUCAGCUCAUCCAAGAACCGAACGGGCAAACAAAGUCCAUACAAGCUCCCUGACCCCAGCGCUCACAGGCCUGUGGGUUCAGGGCAGAUCCAGCUGUGGCAGUUCCUGCUGGAGCUGCUGGCAGACAGCAACAACUCCGGCAUCAUCACCUGGGAGGGCACCAACGGCGAGUUCAAGAUGACCGACCCGGACGAGGUGGCCAAGCGCUGGGGCGAGCGCAAGAGCAAACCCAACAUGAACUACGACAAGCUGAGCCGUGCUCUGCGCUAUUACUAUGACAAAAACAUCAUGACUAAGGUGCACGGCAAGCGCUACGCCUACAAAUUUGACUUCCAAGGCAUCUCGCAGGCACACCAGAAUCACGCAGCGGAAGGGGGGAUUGUUAAGUACCAGACUGAGAUGUCUUACGUCCAGCCCUACCACAGCCACCAGCCAAAAAUGAACUUCAUGGGGGGCCAUCCAGCUCCUAUGCCCGUCUCCCCCGGCAAUUUUUUCGCCCCUCCGACAACAUACUGGAACUCGCCCAACAGCCCCAUCUAUUCUGGGUCAGCCAUGACCAGACAUCCUGCCACUCACUCCCACCUGAGCUCGUACUACUGAGGCUGACGCAUCUCACACCUGCACAGGAGAACACGAGCAAGGAACCCAGAUGUGCUUGAGAACACAUGCGCACACACCAUCCAGGAUGCACCUGAGCUGAACCCUGUCUGAAAUGAAGGCGAUAUGACGCUACGGUCUGUUUUUAUGAGGGCAUUAUGAUGUUGUCUUUGGCGUAUUCCUUCUUAAAAAUGGACAAAACACGAGGCUAAAUUAACUCUGUGAUGAAUGGAAAGGUAUUAUAUUAUACCCAAGAUUUUCAUGAAUAUACUGAUGACACAAUAUAUUGAUGGUUAUUCAGAUAUUAUGAAACCAAGUUUAUUUUGUAAGUAUUUUGGUUGAUAGCACCUGUUGUGAAGACCACAGUCACAUUAUGGUUUUGUAACCAUCCUUGGUCGAAACUGCAGUUAUCAUAUUCACUCACCUGACAUUUGUAAAAGAAAAAUUGUACAGAAUUACUGUUAUGUAGCAAUGUAACAUUUACUCAUUAUGUAAAGCUAAUAAAUGAUGCUUGUACCUCAAAAAAAAA
Molecule: messenger RNA, 2250 nt
Organism: Scatophagus argus
Lineage: Eukaryota; Metazoa; Chordata; Actinopteri; Scatophagidae
Gene: fli1rs
Product: Fli-1 proto-oncogene, ETS transcription factor-related sequence
Exons: 11
Coding region: 324-1724 (466 amino acids)
Biological process (GO): cell differentiation; regulation of transcription by RNA polymerase II
Cellular component (GO): nucleus
Molecular function (GO): sequence-specific DNA binding; DNA-binding transcription factor activity, RNA polymerase II-specific
Source: RefSeq, a predicted model, not a curated record